Closterium sp. NIES-67 is the source of this 1149-nucleotide messenger RNA. The record is from the annotation of a GenBank genome assembly. Lineage: Eukaryota; Viridiplantae; Streptophyta; Zygnematophyceae; Desmidiales; Closteriaceae.
ACAUUCAGUCUGCAUCUGAAACACUGAAAAUAGACGGCCGUCUGAAACGAAACGGCCGCCCCGGACGGCAACCGUCAAGUUCACCCCACGCUCACACACCCCCACUCGAGCAGGGGCAUCCGAUUUGGCGUUCCCGUCCUCGCUUUCGUCAAACCGUCCACCGCCAUCCUUGCCGGCUAACCGUCAUCCGCAGGCCCAUGGAGUCCGUGUCCGUCAGUUGCAUGUCCACGGCACCAUCCGUGCUGCCGACGCCACGUUCUAGACACGGACCCGCCAUUACACGCGUCGCCAGGAAUCUAACCAAUCUUAGUCCUCUCAGUAAUUUUAGUGGUCUUCGUUCAGUGAGCUGCUCCGGUCACGAAAUCUCUCCGAAUCUGGUAACAAAGUCAGCGAGACGAUUACUAUCGCGGACAAGCGGACGUACGCUUUGUGUCACCUCGGCCACUGACGGCGGUAGUUCUAAACCGUCUGAAUCGUCUACCGCGAAUGACGCAGCGGCGAUUAAAGCCAGGCUCCGCGCCGCGAUUGCUAAGUCGGAGCGCGGAGUGAUGACAGACGAGGAGAUUAAUCGCGAGAUUCUGGCAGCCAUAGAAUCUUUGGAAAGGCUAGUUGACGUGGCAGUGACUGUGACUACGUCUGACGAAUCAUUAAGCGCCACGUGGAAGCUUCUGUGGACGACUGAGAAGGAAACUCUGUUCAUAUUCAAGCAAGCUCCCUUCUUUGGAACCAAGGCGGGGGAGACCUUCCAAACCAUAGAUGUUCAAGGAGGCACGCUGAGCAACACCAUCACCUUCCCCCCCUCUGGCAUGUUUGAUGUCUCUGCAUCCAUUCACGUCGCCUCCGCCCAACGCGUGAACUUCCAGUUCACUGGUGCGCGACUAGUCACUGCUUCGUGGACCCUACCUGUCCCGCCGUUCGGUCAAGGAUGGUUUGACAACACGUACAUUGAUAAUGAAAUCCGCAUUUCACGAGACUCAAGAGGGGAUGUGCUUAUUACAGAGCGUAGCACAGAAAUGUAACUACACUGGCACAACCAUCAAGAUGCUGCUGUGCAUUUGCAUGUAUUUUGGAGGAUGCAACAAUAACAGUACAGCGCUCACAUUAGUAUGCUGCUAGAGCUGGAGGCUACCCAGGAGACCCCCUCACUAC